CUUCCAACAUGGCGCACGCUGGCGGCGGCGGCGGCGGCGGCGGCGGCGGCGGCCCCGCGGGCCGGGGGCUGAGCGGCGCCCGCUGGGGUCGCUCGGGCUCUGCGGGCCACGAGAAGCUGCCGGUGCACGUGGAGGACGCCCUCACCUACCUGGACCAGGUGAAGAUCCGCUUCGGCAGCGACCCUGCCACUUACAAUGGUUUCCUGGAGAUCAUGAAGGAGUUCAAAAGCCAGAGCAUCGAUACUCCUGGAGUCAUCCGACGAGUGUCGCAGCUCUUCCACGAACACCCUGACCUGAUUGUUGGAUUCAACGCUUUCCUCCCUCUCGGGUACAGAAUAGACAUUCCCAAGAACGGCAAGUUAAACAUACAGUCGCCUCUGUCAAGCCAGGAGAAUUCACACAACCACAGCGACUGUACAGAGAACGUCAAGCAGCAGAUGCUAUAUAAGGAGGACAAACCGCAGGUGCCCUUGGAGUCAGAUUCUGUGGAAUUCAACAACGCCAUCAGCUACGUGAACAAGAUUAAGACCCGCUUUCUAGAUCACCCAGAAAUCUACAGGUCAUUCCUGGAGAUACUGCACACUUACCAGAAGGAGCAGCUGAGCACGAAGGGCCGUCCGUUCCGAGGCAUGUCUGAAGAGGAGGUGUUCACCGAGGUGGCCAACCUCUUCCGCGGCCAGGAGGACCUGCUCUCCGAGUUUGGACAGUUCCUGCCCGAAGCCAAGCGGUCCCUGUUCACAGGAAAUGGGCCAUGCGAAAUGAACAGUGUCCAAAAGAGUGAGCACGAGAAGAAUCUGGAACACAGCAAAAAGCGCUCUCGGCCCUCACUCCUCCGUCCCGUGUCUGCACCAGCCAAGAAGAAAAUGAAACUCCGUGGUACCAAAGACCUGUCCAUCGCCACCGUGGGGAAGUACGGGACUCUGCAGGAGUUCUCCUUCUUUGACAAGGUGCGCAGGGUGCUGAAGAGCCAGGAGGUCUACGAGAACUUCCUCCGCUGCAUCGCGCUCUUCAACCAGGAGCUUGUGUCCGGCUCUGAGCUCCUCCAGCUGGUCAGCCCAUUUCUAGGGAAAUUUCCAGAACUCUUUGCACAGUUCAAGUCAUUCCUGGGGGUGAAAGAGCUGUCCUUCGCCCCACCCAUGAGUGACAGAUCCGGGGAUGGAAUAAGCCGGGAAAUCGACUACGCCUCAUGCAAGCGCAUCGGAUCCAGCUACCGGGCGCUCCCCAAAACCUACCAGCAGCCCAAGUGCAGCGGGAGGACGGCCAUCUGCAAGGAGGUACUGAACGACACCUGGGUGUCCUUCCCCUCCUGGUCAGAGGACUCUACCUUCGUCAGCUCCAAGAAGACGCCCUACGAGGAGCAGCUGCACCGCUGUGAGGACGAGCGUUUCGAGUUAGAUGUUGUCCUGGAGACCAACCUGGCCACGAUCCGGGUGUUGGAAAGCGUGCAGAAGAAGCUCUCCCGGAUGGCGCCGGAAGACCAGGAGAAGUUCCGGCUGGACGACUGUCUGGGGGGCACGUCGGAGGUGAUCCAGCGCCGCGCCAUCCACCGCAUUUACGGCGACAAGGCUCCGGAGAUCAUUGAGAGCCUCAAGAAGAACCCUGUCACCGCUGUCCCCGUCGUCCUGAAAAGGCUGAAGGCCAAAGAGGAGGAGUGGCGGGAGGCCCAGCAGGGCUUCAACAAGAUCUGGCGGGAGCAGUAUGAGAAGGCGUACCUCAAGUCCCUGGACCACCAGGCCGUGAACUUCAAGCAGAAUGACACCAAGGCCCUUCGCUCCAAGAGCUUGCUCAAUGAGAUUGAGAGCGUCUAUGACGAGCACCAGGAGCAGCACUCGGAGGGCCGCAGCGCCCCCUCCAGCGAGCCGCACCUCAUCUUCGUAUACGAGGACCGGCAGAUCCUGGAGGACGCAGCCGCCCUCAUCAGCUACUACGUGAAGCGGCAGCCGGCCAUCCAGAAGGAGGACCAGGGCACCAUCCACCAGCUGGUGCACCAGUUCGUGCCCAGCCUCUUCUUCUCCCAGCAGCUGGACCUGGGCGCGUCCGAGGACUCCGCCGAUGAGGGCCGGGGGAGCCCCCAGGGGCAGGGUGCAGACCCUGGUGACCGGAAGAAGCCAGCGCCCGGACCGCAGAGCAGCGCCCCAGAGGAGAAGGGGGCCUCGGGCGAGGCGCCGGCCACAGAGCAGCAGCCGCCGCAGCACAAGCCCCUGGACGACAUCUACAGCCUCUUCUUUGCCAACAACAACUGGUAUUUCUUCCUGCGCCUCCAUCAGACCCUGUGCUCCAGGCUUCUGAAGAUCUACCGCCAGGCACAGAAGCAGCUCCUGGAGUACCGGACGGAGAAGGAAAGGGAGAAACUGCUCUGCGAGGGCCGCCGGGAGAAGGGCAACGACCCCGCCAUGGAGCUGCGGCUGAAGCAGCCAAGUGAGGUGGAGCUGGAGGAAUACUACCCGGCCUUCCUGGACAUGGUGCGGAGCCUCCUGGAGGGCAGCAUCGACCCCACGCAGUAUGAGGACACCCUGCGCGAGAUGUUCACCAUCCACGCCUACGUGGGCUUCACCAUGGACAAGCUGGUGCAGAGCAUCGCCCGGCAGCUGCACCACCUCGUGAGCGACGAUGUCUGUCUGAAGGUGGUGGAGCUCUACCUGAACGAGAAGAAGCGGGGCGCUGCCGGCGGGAACCUGUCCUCCCGCUGUGUCCGCGCCGCCAGGGAGACCAGCUAUCAGUGGAAGGCCGAGCGGUGCAUGGCUGACGAGAACUGCUUUAAGGUGAUGUUCCUCCAGCGCAAAGGGCAGGUGAUCAUGACCAUUGAGCUCCUGGACACCGAGGAAGCCCAGACAGAGGACCCACUAGAGGUGCAGCACCUGGCUCGGUACGUGGAGCAGUACGUGGGGACCGAGGGUGCGUCCAGCUCGCCCACCGAGGGCUUCCUCCUGAAGCCUGUGUUCCUGCAGAGGAACCUCAAGAAGUUCCGCAGGUGGCAGUGUGAGCAGGUGCGCGCGCUGCGGGGUGAGGCCAAGAGCUCCUGGAAGCGGCUGGUCGGGGUAGAGAGCGCCUGCAACGUGGACUGCCGCUUCAAACUCAGCACCCACAAGAUGAUGUUCAUCGUGAACUCCGAGGACUACAUGUACCGCCGUGGGACGCUCGGCCGGGCCAAGCAGGUGCAGCCCCUGGUCCUGCUGCGCCACCACCAGCACUUCGAGGAGUGGCACAGCCGCUGGCUGGAGGACAACGUGCCGGUGGAGGCAGCCAGCCUGGUGCAGGACUGGCUGAUGGGCGAGGAGGACGAGGACAUGGUGCCCUGCAAGACGCUCUGCGAGACAGCUCACGUGCACGGGCUGCCGGUGACCCGCUACCGAGUGCAGUACAGCCGCCGCCCAGCCUCGCCCUGACGCUCCCACACGGGCACUACGACUCGCACUUAGUGCAGUUGCUUCCUCGGCCUGUGUGCCCAUCGGGCGUUUUCAUAAACAGUGUGAGGGGAGCAGAGCGUCCCCCAGCCUUGCUGCUAUGGGCUGUGAGCUCCAGAGAAGGGCGGGUUGUGUCGGCUCUCGGCCCCACGCUGCCAUCCCUCUUGGCUUCCCCGCUUCCUUUGGGCCCGUCCUGUGCCAGACGUAAAGCACUCCCCGCACUUGAACUCUAGGGGCUCAGUCCCCACUGGAAGGGGGAGAAGCAGUGCACCGCUCAAGGCACAAGUGAGUGCGUUCACAUGCCUGCUGGGCUACUCCCGUCACACAUGCCAAAUCCCCAGGCUUGGGCACCACGGGUCCUUUCCUGCGUAUGGUGAAAGUGGGUGGAGAGCCGCGCGAGGGCUCACGUUCGAGGGCUCACGUUCAGGAGGGGUCAGCGUUUGAGGGUCCCUGACGUCGGAGGAGUCGGGCCCAGGUGGACCUGCUUGAAAAGCAUGUCCUUCCCAGGCUUCUAGAAACAUUUCCCAAGCUGGGCAACAGCCUGCAUCUGACAGUUCGGGCAUCGGCUUGGCCCAGCGGGUGCCUGCCUGGGGUCCUCAGUCACUUCGAAAGUGAGAAGAGCCCUUUCAGCCAGACUGUUGGGAUCCUGCUUUGACAUCCAGACAGAGUGGGCAGGCGGCACCAGAACUGGCCAGGAGACCCUGCUCUGGAAAAAAAGAGACUCAAACCCCAUGUUGAUCCGACAGCUGGACUCUGAGCACGUGAGGGGAGGGGGCCUGGCCUGCCACACCCGCUGAGCUCGAGUGGUCCCACCCUGGGAGGGCCCUGGGGUGCGGUUGUGUACCUAAGAUGGACAUUCUAGAAGUAUAUAUAUGCACACAUAUUUAUUCCUUUAUGCUCUCUUAGUGGUUGUAAGUUCUACAACGGCCAAGUCCCACGGCCUCUCUGGGGGUGACAGCCCUCUUUGUGGACUUCUGCAUACCCACCCCAACGCCUCCAUUCCGGCAGCCACCCCCCGGGGCGGGUAUGGUGUGAGAGGCAAAAGCUUCUGUGCCAAGAAUGCCAAGCAGUUUGGGCUAGGAACCAGCCUUUUGAACUUCCGGCACCACGAGAAGCUCUGGCCGGGCCCCUGACACCAUCAGCAAGUGGGCUCCACUGACCCGUGGGCCUGGAAGAACCCCCGUGCAGCUGCCUCUGCCAGCCGCAGCCCUUGCCUUCCUGCAGCUGAGCUGUGCCAAACACCCAAGGUUCCGGGAAUUGGAGACGUGUUUCUAGAAGUUUACCUGUGGAACUCGAGGUUUGCAAAGCCUGUGACUCCAGGCCUGGGCGAUUCCAAGGCCAACCUGUCCCACCUGGGUGUCUCCUCACCCGUGUUUUCUCACGUGUAAUCCAUGCACUUUGUACGCAUCCUUGUUUUAUAAGAAGGAAACUUACCAGAAUUCCUGAACCAGACCCUCCCGGCAGCCGUCCUCCUCGGGAGCCCGCAGCUCCUCCCGUGCCUCUGCCUGGGCCCGGGUGCGGGCCGUACCCCACCAAGCCCCCCAUCCUGCAUGCUUCUAGCGAGCAUCUCUUCUGGUUUUGAAGAAUUUCUGUUCUGGGGCUUGUACUUCCUUUGCAGCUGUUUUGAAUGUAGUUUUCCUUUUCUAUUUAUUUGCACAUUAAAGCUAAAAAUUAAAUAUUGAUCUAAAGCUG
This is a messenger RNA of Globicephala melas (long-finned pilot whale), 5096 nucleotides long. RefSeq names its product SIN3 transcription regulator family member B (gene SIN3B). Gene Ontology annotation, cellular component: chromatin; Sin3-type complex. Gene Ontology annotation, biological process: negative regulation of transcription by RNA polymerase II. Gene Ontology annotation, molecular function: transcription corepressor activity. Lineage: Eukaryota; Metazoa; Chordata; Mammalia; Artiodactyla; Delphinidae. The record is from RefSeq and is a predicted model, not a curated record.